AUGUUCACACAAUGUGCUCAUGAUGUUUUAUAUGAAACUUAUCUAACUUUACACGCAGCACAAGAAAUCACAUUGAUGUGCGUCGUUCAAAGCAUAACAACAUUUCAUUGUUGUUACCUAAAGAAUUUCCUAAUGCGAUAUGUUCCGCGAGACGCGAAGAAGGAAAGGAAAGAAAGAGAGAGAUAUUUUGAAAUGCCAGUAAUUUCUAAUCAUCAAUCGAGAGCAGAGCUUGAAAAUGAGCCUAAUCAGCAUUACGAUUUGAAAAAAAAAAGUUUCAUUUUUUGUGAAUGCCAAGCAUGA
Molecule: messenger RNA, 300 nt
Organism: Clunio marinus
Lineage: Eukaryota; Metazoa; Arthropoda; Insecta; Diptera; Chironomidae
Source: the annotation of a GenBank genome assembly